This is a messenger RNA of Oryctolagus cuniculus (rabbit), 2643 nucleotides long. The record is from RefSeq and is a predicted model, not a curated record. NCBI's taxonomy places the organism in Eukaryota, Metazoa, Chordata, Mammalia, Lagomorpha, Leporidae.
GGGAACGCGAGGAGGCAGCGGCGCGCGGGGGGCGGCGCCUCCCGGCGCUUUCUCCAAAUAAGUCCCGAAAAGGGGCCCUUUCCAGCGGCGGCGGCCAGCGGUGCCCACGUCAGACCCUCCCCCAGCGGUGCUGACGUCGGCCGCCCGGCCCGGUGACCUCAUCGCCCCAGUCGGCGGGCGGCCCGGCCCGGGGGGCGGGGAGAGGCGGGGGCGGCCCCGGCGGCGCAGGCAAAGGCUCGCGGGGCCGGGGCGCGGCUGCUGCAGCUCUCGCCGGAGCCGGACCGAGCCCAGCCCAGCCCAGCCGAGCGCCCCGCUGCGUGCGCUCCGCGCCUCCGCGCCAUGGCCGGCCUCAACUCGCUGGAGGCGGUGAAACGCAAGAUCCAGGCCCUGCAGCAGCAGGCGGACGAGGCGGAGGACCGCGCGCAGGGCCUACAGCGGGAGCUGGACGGCGAGCGCGAGCGGCGCGAGAAAGCUGAGGGCGAUGUGGCAGCUCUAAAUCGGCGCAUCCAGCUCGUGGAGGAGGAGUUGGACAGAGCUCAGGAGCGGCUGGCCACCGCCCUGCAGAAACUGGAAGAGGCGGAGAAGGCUGCAGAUGAGAGCGAGAGGGGAAUGAAGGUGAUCGAAAACCGGGCCAUGAAAGAUGAGGAGAAGAUGGAAAUCCAAGAGAUGCAACUAAAAGAAGCCAAGCACAUUGCGGAGGAGGCGGACCGCAAGUACGAGGAGGUAGCCCGGAAGUUGGUCAUCCUGGAAGGCGAGCUGGAAAGGGCGGAAGAGCGAGCCGAGGUGUCUGAGCUAAAAUGUGGCGAUCUUGAAGAAGAGCUCAAGAAUGUCACCAAUAAUCUGAAGUCGCUGGAGGCCGCCUCUGAGAAGUAUUCUGAAAAGGAAGAUAAAUACGAAGAAGAAAUUAAACUUCUGUCCGACAAGCUGAAAGAGGCCGAGACACGCGCGGAAUUUGCAGAGAGAACGGUCGCCAAACUGGAAAAGACCAUCGAUGACCUGGAAGCUUUCUUCCUCCACCCUAUGGAUGAGCUCUGCACAAGGAAGUUCAAGUUCAAGGCUCUCAGCCAGGUGCUGGACCAUGCUCUCCGUGAUAUAAGCUAUCCAUCUCUGAAAAGGCAGCUAGGGUGCCCAAGCUGUGUGCCCUUGACCAUGGCUGAAACCAAAACGUGGGCGCUUCGGCUUUUCUCACUCCCAAAAUGCUUUGCCAAAGCCGUGAAAGACGACAGCCAACUUGGCCGUGAGCUCGCCUCACUUAGCUAGCUGCAAUCUGCGUGCCAAUAGUUUUUCCUUAAAUAGCAAUUGGUUUUGAAUGGAGCCUGAUCCCCAUAAACCUCUUUGGCAGCUUCAAAAGAAAUCGGCAGAACUUGCAAAAGCCAGCAGGCCUGGGUUUAACAGGAGCCUGCGCUUGAAUGGGAUUGGAGCUACGAAUUCUCACGGCCGUCUUGGUCUCUUUUGUUCUGUUAACGCUCAGAAGGGGGACUUGGAGUUCCCUGUGUCUUCACUCCUUCAUGGGAACCUUCAUGAAGCUCCUAGUCCUGGGAGAGAGUUCACCUCCAUACCCUCUGCCCUUAAGGAUUUAUUUAUUUGAGAGGCAGAAUUACAGACAGAGGGAGAGAGAGAGAGAGAGAGAGAGAGAGAGAGAGAGGUCUUCCAUCUGCUGGUUCACUCCCCAGAUGGCCACAACAGCCAGAGCUGUGCCGACCUGAAGCCAGGAGCUUCUUCUGGGUCUCCCAUGCAGGUGCAGGGACCCAAGGACUUGAGCCAUCUUCCACUGCUUUCCCAGGCCAGAGCAGAGAGCUAGAUUGGAAGUGGAGCAGUCAGGACUAGAACCGGCACCCAUGUGGGAUGCCAGCACUGCAGGUGGAAGCUUAGCUGGCUGUGCCACAGGGCCAGCUCCUGGAAAUGACUUUUGAUCCAAGCCACAUCUGCCAGACGUGAAAAUCUCCAAUUAGAUCAUUCAUCUGGAACACUAGCUUGUCUUGCCUCAUCCUAUACUUUUGUAAUUCAGGUGGGAACCUCUGUCUCAAUUCUUCUUUAUGCUCAUUCCUCCAAAAAUACAGCUGCCUAAACUGCCCACACCUUUGCACCUGCCCCUUCAUCCUGUUCUAACUGCCUUCCAACCUGAACAUUGGCAUCAACUGUUGGCCUCAUGUACUGGCAUACGUAUGUCCCACCCCUGGAGAAGGGAGGCUGUGGGGGUGGUGGGAGGAGUUGUUUGGUUUGCUCUGUGUAUCUGUCCCUGGGAUUUUUUCCAGAAAUUUGCCACCUCCGCCCUUUGAAAUGACUCCACAGCCCGGCCUAUCCAGUUAUGCUACCUAAGCGCUUAAGCAGGUCUUCAUUGACAAAGAUUGGUGUUAAUGGAGCUUUCCUGCCAGUUUAGAGUUUAUGUUCUGAUUCUCCAGGGUAAAAAAAAAAAAAAAAAUCCACCUUUCAAGGGAAAGGUCUUUCCCUCUCAAGACCUAUCAACAAAAUAGACACCAGAGAAGCCAGGUGUCAAGGUGAAGUGCAGUCAGGCUGUGUAGACAAAAGGACAUCUGAGUUUCAGUGCUGCCUAGCUCUCUAACACAGUUCACUGUGCAACCUUGAACGAUACUAUGUAGCUUCUCUGCAAAACAAAGGUGAAGCUGCAAGUUAUUGGAAGGA